AUGACGGAUGAUGUGGCGGACAGUAUCUCAAGCAACAUCACCUCCGCAUUCCAGGCUGGAGCUUUCUUUGGUGCCAUAUUCUGCUUUUUGAUCACAGAGCGUGUUGGAAGAAAAUGGGCACUGGAAGUUAGCUCGGUUAUCUUCGUUGUCGGCGCGGUCCUGAUGACUGCAGCCACCAGCCAGCUUUCGUAUAUUUAUGCUGGCCGCGUUCUCACGGGGCUCGGAUGCGGUAUCAUCACAGCAACAGUGCCCAGUUACAUCGCCGAGCUGUCAGUCCCGUCCAUCCGUGGCAUUCUGACCGGUCUUUUCGAGAUCGUGUACCAAGUCGGGUCCGUCUUGGGGUUCUGGAUCAACUAUGGGAUCACAAAGAACAUGGACUCAUCCAGCGCAGCAAGCUGGCGGAUCCCCAUGGCCGUUCAGCUGAUCCCAGCCGGCCUCUUGUUGGGCGGCUGCUUGUUCAUCCACGAGAGCCCCCUGUGGCUCAUGCGGAAUGACAAGGAGGAGCAGGUCUUCAAGAACCUGCAGUAUCUCCGUCAGCUCGCCCCAGAGCACCAGUACAUACAAGAAGAGGUGCAAAUGAUGCGGGAUAGGCUCGCCGAGGAGGCCGCCGUCUCCGGCAAGUACGGCAGCGGCCGGUGGGCAUUCUUCCGUGGAGCCAUGAGCGAAUUGAGCCGGAAGGGCAUGAGGAAUCGUGUGUGGCUCAUCUUCUGCGGCUUCGCUCUUCAGAAUUUCGGGGGUGCUGGAGCUAUCAACUACUAUUCUCCCACCUUGUUCGGCUCUCUUGGAAUCACAGACGUCACGCUGUACACCGGUAUUUAUGGCCUGGUAAAAGCCAUUGCCUCUCUGAUCUUCUACAUCUUCCUCAUUGACAUGUGGGGUCGCCGAGUCCCUACGAUUGCCUCGUCGCUCGGCUGCUCUUUGUGUCUUUUCUAUAUUGGCGCAUACGUCAAAAUUGGUCAUCCAGCAGAUAUUAUCAAGGCCGGCAAAGAACUGUCCACAUCGACGGCCGCUGGUGGCCAAGCCGCGACGGCACUCAUCAUGAUCUAUUCCGUAUUCUGGUCUUUCGGCCUCAAUGGAAUUCCAUGGAUUGUAUCGGCUGAAAUAUUCCCUGGCGCCCUGCGUACUAUCACCGGAACCUGGACUGCUUGCUGCAACUGGCUUACUCAAUUCAUCAUCACAAAGUCGCUGCCUUACAUCUUCACGUCUAUGGGCUACGGUACCUGGUUCUUCUUUGGCACCUGGUUGCUGAUCGCCAUGGCCUGGGCCUUCUUCUUCUUGCCGGAGACCAAGGGUGUCUCUAUCGACCAAAUGGAUCUCCUCUUUGGCUAUGAGGGCCACAGACAAAGCCUUUCCUUCAAAGAAAAUACCAACCGGCCUUUCGCUGAUGGAAAGGACAAGACGGUCGACAGCGAACACGCAGAGGAACUGUAG
This is a messenger RNA of Diaporthe citri, 1431 nucleotides long. RefSeq lists its product as uncharacterized. Bases 1 to 1431 code for a protein of 476 amino acids. The record is from RefSeq and is a predicted model, not a curated record. Gene Ontology annotation, biological process: carbohydrate transport; transmembrane transport. NCBI's taxonomy places the organism in Eukaryota, Fungi, Ascomycota, Sordariomycetes, Diaporthales, Diaporthaceae. Gene Ontology annotation, molecular function: carbohydrate:proton symporter activity. Gene Ontology annotation, cellular component: membrane. The transcript has 7 exons.